AUGGUUCGUAUUCACGUCACACCCCUAGCCUCUCCGUCCAGCAGCAAAUAUCGCAAAGAAACAUUUGUAAUAGAAAUACCAGUGCGAAAGAAGAUUAGAGCACACACGAAAGUUCUAGCUCAACACAAGUCCGUCGUGAUCGAUGGCCAAAAAUUUACCGCCUCUCCCAUCCUCGACGUCCUUUUUGAAUUCAUGGCCGAACGCCAUCGUAUUUUCAAGCGUCGGCUGGCACACGAGGAUGCUCCCUGGACGGACGAUCGGAUACUUGCGGUGUAUCCCUUCACGAAUGUUUACCGCAUUUACGAUCGGGUCACGCAAUACGUUCUGCGACAUGUCAUACGCGAGGGAGAGCAAGAUCUGCACGAAGCCUGCUUCCGCGUCAUGUUAUUCCGCUCCUUCAACAAAGUCGAGACAUGGAAUCUUCUCAGGACUCAUUUCGGCAAAUUGACAUGGCGCGAAUUCGACGUUGGAGCGUACGAGAAGGUGCUCUGUUCUGCAGAGCAGGCCAUUUACGGGCACGCAUACAUCAUCCCCGCUCCAAAACUCGGGGUAACAUCUAAUGCGGGAAACCACUUGCGCCUCAUUCAGUUGAUGAUGGAACAGAACGUUCCAGGUCAACUGAGGCGGUUUCGUCACCUGAAAGAUGCGCACGGCUGGUUAAGCAUUUUCCCCAGCAUGGGUGACUUCACGAGUCUACAGUAUGUCUCUCUCCAACAGUGUAUCUGCAUCGUUAUAACCUCCACUGAUCCCUCCAAUCCCUCUCGCAGACUUUUGCUUGAUUUAAACAUGCUUCCUUUCUUCAAUUUCAGCGAGAAUGAAUGGAUAGCACUUGGGCCUGGAUCCCUCGAGUGUAUCCGUAAGAUUUUCGGGCCGUCCAUAAGGGGCCGCGAGUAUUCUGCAUUCAGAUACAUUCAUUCCAUUCAGCACGAGCAAUUCGCGCGCUUGGGGAUCCUUGCCAACCUGGUCCCCCGACUGUGUAAAAAUUCCCAAAGUGGAGUGACUAUGGUCGACCUGGAACAUUCGCUCUGCGAAUGUGAAAAGUACAGCAGGGCCCGCUUUCCCGAAAUUACUGGGCGAAGGAAGAACGUCGCAAAAUGCAUUUGGCGGCCGUCGAAGAAGGGUGUCACUGCCGAUCUUCCGGAGCACUGGGCACAGUCAAGAAUAGCGAACGCUUCGGUGCAUCUCACGAAACCUCCUCCAGUAAAUGACGCGGCUGAGUAUGAAGUAUCACAUAUUGUGGCCGAGAAGUCUGGUCACCAAGGCCGGCCGCAGUACCUGGUUCGCUGGGUUGGGUACAGUCCUGAAGACGAUACUUGGCAACGAGAAGCAGACUUAGUCGACGGAGCCGCCUGUGUACUGAAGACUUGGAAGGAUAUGAAGGAUCGAAUCUGGUCCGCCGUGUCGGAGUAUCAAAAGAUGGGCAGUAAAACUCGUAGGAAUGGUGCCAUUCUCGGAGUCGAGGAGAAGAAAUUUCCAUGGUAA
Molecule: messenger RNA, 1482 nt
Organism: Fibroporia radiculosa
Lineage: Eukaryota; Fungi; Basidiomycota; Agaricomycetes; Polyporales; Fibroporiaceae
Exons: 1
Coding region: 1-1482 (493 amino acids)
Source: RefSeq, a predicted model, not a curated record